This is a messenger RNA of Macrosiphum euphorbiae (potato aphid), 555 nucleotides long. The record is from the annotation of a GenBank genome assembly. NCBI's taxonomy places the organism in Eukaryota, Metazoa, Arthropoda, Insecta, Hemiptera, Aphididae.
AUGAUUGACGUCGGAUCUUAUGGAAAAGAUAGCGAUGGAGGUAUAUUAUCAAAUUCAAAUAUUUUAAAACGUCUUGAAAAUAAAACUUUGAAGCUACCUUAUCCUAAAAAACUACCAAAUUCGAACUUAAUUGGUCCAUAUACUUUCAUUGCUGAUGAAGCAUUUCCUUUGAGAACAUACAUGAUGCGACCAUACCCAAGAAGGUUACUAAAUGAUGAAAAUAAAAGUUACUUCAAUUAUAGACUAUCCAGAGCACGAAUGACAAUAGAAUGUGCUUUCGGUAUAGCAGCAGCAAAAUUUAGAAUUUUGCAGAAGUCUAUAGAGACAAAGGUAGAUAAUGCUGAUCACAUUGUAAAAGCAAUAUGUAUGCUGCACAAUGUGAUUAUAGAUUUGGAAAAAAAAGGAGUAGCAAAUUAUAUGGACUCAGAUAUAUCAAACCAAAUUAAUAAUUUAUCCAGCGAUUUAGCAGUAAGUGUGAGAAAUAACAAAACAUCCAGAGCAGCAGAGAAUAUAAGAAGUAAUUUAAGCAUUUUUUUUUCCAAUAAUAAAUUGUGA